AUGGGGUCUGGAUGGAAGAUUGAUGUAAAGUGUGGAGUUCAUAAUCAUGGUUUACCAGAUAGAUUGGAAGGUCAUUCUUUUGUUUGUAGGUUGACAACAGAUGAGAAGCAUCAUGUUGCUAAUUUGACAAAGAGACACGUUCCUCCUAGACACGUAUUGAUUUCCUUGCAAGAGGGAGAUCCUAAAAAUGUCACUCGGAUCACCCAAAUAUACAAGCAUAGGAGUGUGAUAGAAGUAGAGAUAAGAGGUCCAAGAAAUGAGAUACAACAUUUUCUUAAGCUUAUAGAGGGGGCGAACUAUGUUUAUUGGAGUAGGAAAAGGGAUGAUUCGAAAGUUGUGAGAGAUAUUUUUUGGGCUCAUCCAGAUUCAAUAAAGUUGCUGAAUCUUUUUCCAAGUGUCUUGAUUAUGGACGCCACAUAUAAGACCAACAAAUAUAGACAACCUCUUUUUGAAAUAGUUGGAAUGACAUCGACCGAGUUGACAUUUGCAGUUGCAUUUGCUUAUAUGGAGUGUGAGCAGACAAAGAGUUAUUGUUUGGUCUUGGAUAAGCUGAAGCAAUUGUUUGUGAAGAAAGAUGUGGGUCCACAAGUGAUUUUGACGGAUAGAGAUCUUGCUUUGAUGAAAUCAGUUGAAGUUGUGUUUCCUACGAUGCAUAACUUGCUAUGUCGUUUUCACAUUAACCAAAAUGUUGGGAUGAAAUGCAAGGAAUAUGUGAUGAAAGACAUGGUUGAGUCUGCACAUUGGAAGCUAAAGCAGAUGAUAGGGAACAAUCUUGGUGACAUGAGAUACGCUUUGAGACGCAUUGCUGAUGAGUUAUUGAGACUUGAUUAUGUGUUAAAUAGUAGGGAAAAAUAUGGUUGUAAUAUGAGAACAAGUUAUGGGUUACCUUGUGCUUGUGAGAUGGGAAAAUUGAUUGUUGUUGGAAUCCCAUUACCAAUAGAAAAUGUUGUUGGAAAUAGAGCAUUAAAAAGUAGGGUUUGUGAAAUUGCAUAUCCCACAACAACUUCAUUGUGUUCACCACCUGAGAAAAUAAAAACUAAAGGAGGAGUGAAGAGGAAAGGGAAGAAACCAGUUUGGUAUGAUGUUUAUAGGGAUCCUUCAGGUUUUGAGUAUGCUGACCAGGCGUCUCAAUCUUCACAAAUACAAUCACAAGCAUCACAAACUUCCAGGAAGCAAUCACAGUCAAAGAAGCACUCACAACCAAAGAACCAGGAUUUCACUCUUCAAUUUCCUUGUCAUAUUAGGCCAUAUAUUACCGAGAUUGUUAAUAUUGAAUCAGAUGGUAAUUGUGGAAUUAGAGCCAUUGCAUCGUUUCAUGGGUAUAGCGAGGAUGGUUGGUCAAUGGUUCGUCGUGACUUGGACAUGGAAAUAAGAGAAAAGAAGGACUUAUAUGAGAGAUUGUUCGGCUCAAGAUUAUCCGAAGUGAGAAACGGAUUGAUGAUAGAUAAUGUUGGUUUUCAACCACCAGAGAAAUGGUUGUCACUACCAGACAUGGGUUAUUUGAUAGCGAAUCUGUAA
Messenger RNA from Vicia villosa (hairy vetch), 1518 nucleotides. RefSeq lists its product as uncharacterized. The transcript is spliced from 4 exons. The record is from RefSeq and is a predicted model, not a curated record. Gene Ontology annotation, biological process: regulation of DNA-templated transcription. Bases 1 to 1518 code for a protein of 505 amino acids. Lineage: Eukaryota; Viridiplantae; Streptophyta; Magnoliopsida; Fabales; Fabaceae.